CCUCUUAACGGUUGUGUCGACCCGGCAAAGAGUGAAGCGGUCGACGGUCUAACGGUUCAAGCGUGCAACUUCCGGCGGCAUAUAAACAGCUGUGCGUGGUUAUCAUAAAGGAACAGGCUCGAGCGCUGUUUGACAGCUUCAAGCCAGAUUCUAAGAAACGAAAAUAAAUUGUUGAAAAUAACUCUGUGCCGUGGAUAGGAUCGGUAAACCGAAAUUAAUGUAAAUAAUUAAAAUACCAAGUGCUUUCUAACUAAAGUUAUUCGCAAAUAUUCGCAUUUCCUAUUCGAUGACAGACUGAAUAUCGAUUACGAAGAGUCGAUUUGUCGAAACUGAAUAUCGAUUACGAAGAGUCGUUUUGCCGAAACGUUUUUCGAAACGAAACCACAAAAGAGAAACUCCGCAAAGGGAAAUCAGAGCAGACAAAGGAUAUCGGCAUCCACUAUAGGGAGAUACAAUCCAGUUGUGUGUUCGUGUAAAGUAUAGGCCAGGCCAAAAAGGACAGCAGCACUUAAGGCAUAAAUCUCCCAGCUCAAUCAUCCAGCAGUGCGAGAGAGAGAGAGACAGGUGACACUCGCCUCUGGAAAGAGACAAACGAUAUAAGUGGCUGCCUGCUGCUUUAAACUGUGACAGAAGGAGGAGCACGAGGCUGGAGCUGGCACCCUUAUCAUCGUCCUGCAUGCUGAUUCCGUUUGCCGAGGCUCUGUAAACAUGCCACCACACAGACCGCACACCGUCUAGGACAUCGGACGUACAAAGGACUAGCAGACAAGGCUCUCAAGGACAUUGGUGGAUGCCCCAGCACCCAGCACCCAGCCAUGGCCAGCUUCAUAGCAGAACUUUGGCAUUUGAGUGCAUUUCCAGGCAGAUUAAAUUAUGCUUCAUAGCAGAACUUUGGCAUUUGAGUGCAUUUCCAGGCAGAUUAAAUUAUGCUUCAUAGCAGAACUUUGGCAUUUGAGUGCAUUUCCAGGCAGAUUAAAUUAUGGCCUUGAUCAAGAUGUUGCUGCCGUUGCCGGGCACGGCUAAGGACCUGUGCAGGACCACGAGUUCGCUCUCCAGCCACACAGCCACGUGCAGUUCAUCCCUGAGCCAGGAUGAGGCCACCAAUGCCGCCAAUGUCUGCAUCGACGGGACUGCAGACGACUGAAGUGCAUGCCCAUGCCCAUGCCACGCCGCAGCAGCAGCAGCAGAAGCAGAGACUACACCAGACCCCGACAGAACCACUUGACCCCGACAGGAGUCUGCCACAGCAGAGGCACGCGACGCCCAACUCGAAGCUCCUGCCGUCCCUGGAGCUGUUGGUAGAGAACAAGAUUAGCUACAGCGGCUCGGCCGUCACAUAUCACCAGUCGCCAGAUCUCAGAGCAUCCCCCCAAACCCAUUCCCAAACCCAUUCCCAAUCCCAUUCCCGAACAGCCAACAAACGGAGCUCCCUCAGCAGUCCCUCGUCCAGCGAGGACUGUGUGAGUGCCGCGAGGGCGAGCAUAUUUGAUGAGGCCGCCGAGAGCUUUGUGAUCAACUUUCCGGCAAAGUCAGCGGCCGCGUCGCAGCACCAACUGCUGCCCCUGUCCGACACGGUGCCCCUGCUGACCCACAUCGAGGCCACCGUGGUGGACAAGCAGCGGUCCAUUCGCCUCAGCAAGAACAGCGCCUCGCUCAUCUUCACCAAGAAGGAGCUGGGUCUUGGUCUGGGUCUGGGCCACCACCAGAGACGACAGCACCACAGCAGCCUCUACGGCGCUGGCGGCGAGCGGACGACGCGCAAGACGACAAAGCACUUGCCGCACACGCGCGGACAGCAGCAGCGGCGCAGUCUGCCGCUUAGCUACAGCCACACGAACGCCAGCAAUCUGGUGACCACAGCCGGCGCAAACUACGCUCUCAACGGGGCAGGAGGAGGAGCAACAGCCGCUGCAGCCGCAGGUGGGAAACUUGUGCCGCACAAGCAUCAGCAGCAUCACGGCCUGGGCCUCACCUCACCCACGGCUACCUCUGGUGUGGGGGGCGCCGCGGCAGGCGCUGGUGGAGGAGGAGGCGCCGUACCGCCCCCGGCCCACACGGCCCGCAAGCAGCUAUCCUACUCCUGGUACGCGCCCGUCUACAGUGCCCUCGAGGAGGAGCUCGAACAGGACUCGCGGGACUCGUCGCCAAUUCACAAUCUGGCCAACACAAAGCAGCACCAACGCUCCGCCAGCCAAAAGGCCCCCUCAGCUUCUGUCUCCCUGCAUGCCACGUCCCACCACGAGCACGCCCAAGAGGCCGAGACGGUGGCGCUGCUGGAGACGCAGACGCGCAACAAGAUCAUCAUUUCCUCGGCGAAUGGCGAUGCUGGCGGAGCAAGCAGCCCCAGUGCCGGAGGAGGCGGUGGCGGCGGCGGUGGCUGCGGAUCUGGAGGAGGCCUGGCUCCAGACUUGGAGAGCUUGUUGGGGCUGUCCGGGGGCGGACAGCUGCCACGAUGGCGUCGCUUCGAGAACUUUCUCAAGUCCCUCGUGGGCCUCAAGGCCAGCAGCAACGGUCGAGAGCGGGAAAAGGAUCGGGAGACUGGCCUGCAGCGUCCAGCCUCGCCGGAGAUACGGAUCACACGCACACCCUCGGAGCAGAACGUGGUCCUCCUGGAUCUGGCCGGCCCCCAGGAGUUAGCCAACGGGCAUGGGCCCAGGGGCAGCCUCAGCAUCAGCGGAUCGAGCAGCUCCCUGAACGUGGUCCAGCACAAGCUGUGGCACAUCAUGCGGCGCGAGGGCAGCGCCAGCAGCCUCCACCAAGAGAAGUCCCAGUCCAUUGUCCAGUACACGGGACUGCGCAAAUGCGAGACCGUCCUGGCCCUCACGCGGCAGGGCCAGAGCCACAGCCACAGUCAGAGUCACAGUCAGGGCCUAAGCCUGUCCCAGAGCCGGAGCCAGGGCCACUCGAUGGCCGGCCAUGGCAGCGGGAUCUUCAGCAGCGCCGGCGUCGAGCAGAUACGACCCCUCAAUCGGCUGCGGAACAGCGUGAACAGCAUCAACGGCCACGGCGGGGGCGGGGCCACCUGCUCCCGCUGCACCAGCCUGCUGUCCCUGGCGGCCUCCGGGUCGCGCUACUCCCUGGCCAACGGAUUCGUAGUUCGCCCGGACUCGGCAGCCGGCACGGAGGAGGAGCAGCCGCACAUCAACGUGAAUGCCCAGAUCCGACUCAGCGGCGGAACGGUGUCGGCGCCCUCCAGCAGCCCCAGUCCCCCGUCCAAUGUGACCACGGCCACGCUCCAUUCCAGCUCCAACAACAAUCUGUUCCAUGCCAAGGAAGAGCAGCAGGAGGAGGAAGAGGAACAGCAGCUGGAGCAGCUGGAGCAGUCUCCAGCGACUGGCGGCGAGCUCGGUCCGUUUGGCACCAAUCAUGCCUAUCCUUUGACCGUCAGCUCCCUGCUGUCGAUGGCCAAUGCCAAUCAUGCGGCCCAGGCCUGUUGCGUGCGGGACGGCAUCACCCUGCAGCGCCGCGAGAUGCUCGCCUCCGUGGAGGUCACACCCUCGGCCACGCCCACCAGCACUUUCCAGCCAUUCACCUGCAAGCUGUGUCUGAUCGACGUGGAGGAUGCGGGCGAGGCCAUGUCCCUGCUGCAGUGCGACUGUCAGUUCUGUAUCGAGGUGAGUAGUCGGGGCGGGGGCACUCCCCGUCAAGAAUAUUCCAUAAAUAUUCAGAGAUCUUUAUACUCGAAAUUCGAUAAGAUUCAGCGAGCACAUAAUCGUAAAAAUGGUAAAACGGGGAAAAGUCCGCUAAGCCCCAGCAAGGGGAUUUUCCUUUCCAAGCACAUAGAUACACCGCCACACAGAUACAUCGCCACACAGAUACACCGCGAGCUUGGCGAGCUUGGGCCAAAAGGCCAGAGAGUUGAGGAAGCUGAUGGUGCUCCCAAAGAGGUCCAUCACGAACCCAAUGAGGGAUCUGGUGGAUGAGAUCGAAUAUCUGCAGCGAGAGUUGGAAUCGUGCUGGCAGGCGAUCUCUGCGGAGCAGGCUGUAGCCAAGGUUACACAGCCGGAAGUGACGGAGAGGGCGGGAAAGAGGGCACGG
Molecule: messenger RNA, 4038 nt
Organism: Drosophila miranda
Lineage: Eukaryota; Metazoa; Arthropoda; Insecta; Diptera; Drosophilidae
Product: la-related protein Larp4B-like
Exons: 7
Coding region: 1092-3923 (943 amino acids)
Source: RefSeq, a predicted model, not a curated record